Argentina anserina (silverweed cinquefoil) is the source of this 2658-nucleotide messenger RNA. RefSeq lists its product as uncharacterized. The record is from RefSeq and is a predicted model, not a curated record. The transcript has 6 exons. Lineage: Eukaryota; Viridiplantae; Streptophyta; Magnoliopsida; Rosales; Rosaceae. Gene Ontology annotation, molecular function: chromatin binding. The coding region runs from base 171 to 2207 and encodes 678 amino acids.
AAAUGAAGUUUCAAACUUCCCUGCAACCCUCCCAUUCCAUAUUCUUCUUCUCUUUCUCUCUCUCUUCUGUUUUCUCUCUCUUUCUUCCCUCCUAGGGUUUUCUACAUGCAACCAAUUAGAGCCGGAGCGGCGUCGUUUUAAUCUCAAUUCGGGGGUGAGAAAUUGAACGUAUGGAGAGACUGGCGGAGGCGGCGGCGAUGGGGUUUGUGAGGUGGGAGGAGGUGUUUGUGUCGGCGGAUAAGGGGCGGAGAGAGGUUCAUUAUUAUCUAGAGAGAAGCGACGGGAGCUCAGAUCUGGCGGUGAUAGGGAAAGAGAAGAGCUUGAGGCACAUGUCCUAUCACUAUGCCUUGAAAAACCGAUCUUUGUUUCCGGCGUCUUCGCUUGUGAAGCUCAAGUCGAGGAGGGAGGUCGUCGAUUGGCUCAAGUCUGUUGUUUCAGAUGUGCUCCCACCAUCUGGUUUGGUUGGACGUGUUUUGGAUGGUAAAGAUGCUGGUGAGGUGGACAUUGAACUUUUGAAGGUUACUCAUUCACGGAAGAUGGGCCGUUAUACAACAGAGUUUAUGUGGUUAGGUUCUCCUUUGAAGGGAAGGAAAAAACGGAGGCACUAUCUAUCGUUCAGCCGAAAUGGAGUUAUAGUUUCUGUUCAUGACUUUGUAUUUGUUUUAGCAGAGGAGGAUAAGCGUCUUGUUGCCUACUUAGAAGAUAUGUACGAGGACUCUAAGGGAAACAAGAUGGUUGUUGUUCGCUGGUUUCACAAAGUUGAUGAGGUUGGUAUGGUCUUGCCCGUCAAUUUUAAUGACAGAGAGAUUUUCUUUUCUCUUUGUCACCAACAUCUCAGUAUUGAAUGCAUUGAUGGAUUGGCUACUGUCCUCAGCCCGUUGCAUUUUGAGAAAUUUCUGAAAGAGGCGAAGCAAACACAGCUGGAACCCUUUGUGUGCCACAAACAGUUUGAAAAUGAUGAUGUAAAGCCCUUUGACAUUACUCAAGUUGAAGGUUACUGGAAACAGGAGAUACUUCGAUACAUGCACACACUUAUCCCUUCAAAGGUUCAUGUGAGCUCUCAACAAACGGUUGAUGAAUUGAGAGUGGGAGAAAUUGCUUAUGGCAGUGAUAUCAGACCUAAAAAGAGGCAGUGGUCUUCAAAAGAUUUUGAUAUGCAUGUUGAAGGCCUUGACAGAAGGGUGUCUUUUGGUGCAGCACGUGGGCAGGCAGGCUAUAUAAAUAAAAAUGGUACUCAUUGUAAAAGUAAAAGAGAUUCUGCAGUUGAUAUACCUUGUCCAGUGGUGAAACAUACCCUGUCGUUGCACAUAUCGGUAGGUUCCCAGGUUGAAGUCCUCUCCCAUGAUAGUGGCAUUAGAGGGUGCUGGUUUAGAGCAUUGAUUGUCAAGAAGCAUAAAGAUAAGGUUAAGGUGCAAUACCAAGAUAUUCAGGAUGCAGCUGAUGAAGCUAAGAAACUUGAGGAAUGGAUUUUAGCAUCAAAGAUUGCAGCUCCUGAUCAACUGGGUUUUCGCCUUUGUGAUAGGCCAAGUAUUCGGCCAUGGAUACAAUCAAAUAAAGGAAGAGUUUCAUGGUCUGUUGAUGCUGGGAGUAUUGUUGAUGUCUGGUGGCAUGAUGGGUGGUGGGAAGGCAUAGUACUUCAGAAGGACUGUAAUGAGAGACUUCAUGUAUACUUCCCAGGAGAGAAUCGGGUUUUAAUUGUGGGUCGUAGUGAGAUCCGACACUCUCAAGAGUGGCUGGGGAAAGAGUGGGCUCAUAUUAAGGACAGGCCAGACCUUGCGGCCUCAAUAUCAAGUAACUUAGAAUCGAAGAAUGCUGUUGGAAACUCAUCUGAUGGCGUGUCAGGGCUGUCUGAAACCAGUGAUAGUGGGGUGUUGAGGAAACGUGAAACAUCUGGUCUUUCAUCCGAUAAUGACAAGGAUGAGAAAGUUAAUGAAGUCGACAAGGUUCCAGAUCUUUUGAAGGAUGUUCUCUUUGCCCAACUGAAGUGGAAGUCUUCAAGGAAGAGAAGACGUGGUAAUGGGAGCUCUGUUCAGAAGUUGCAUUUUGGUACUGGUGGUGAAAGCACCUCUGGCCUCAUGGGAUCAAAUUCUUGUGAAAGAUAUUUGAUUCCGUCAUCUCUCAUGGUUGACCAUGAGAACUGCAAAUAUGUAGGGGUUUCGAUUUUCAGUUCGUCAGUUGCGCCUCCACUAACAAGCUUAGUUAUGUAGUCUUUCUAGUCACAGUAUAUAUCAGCUCGGGUGCAUCGAAUCGAUGCGCUGUGCUUUAGUCAGUCUAGCUCAGCAAUGUCAUCCUGGCGUGUUUUUUUGUUUUGAGAGGUCAUGGCAUCCAAGUUCAUCUUAUUUAUGCAACAAUCAGCCUGUAGAGCCUUAUGCCCUAUUGUCAGGCUGAAAUUUUGGGUGCAAUAGAAAUCUAGAAUAGGCCUUGUAGAGGAGCUAACUUUUUUUUUCAUAUCCUUAUAUGUUCCAUGUAAUUAUUUUGCAUAAUAAAAUUCUUUUGUUGCCACUACCUUCAACUUGGACCUGGUCUCCUUACCAAUUCCAUUUUGGUGUUUUGCUGUUGGAACUUGAUAUCAUGAUUUCCUUUAGCUUCCAGGAGCCUUUCUUCUGUGUUGUAGCCGUUGUUUUUUGACUCUGUUGGGAUCCUAUGUUUUUGGUUGGA